CAUGUUUUCAUUUGGUUGUUUAGUGGUACGAUACGAAAGACAUCAAGUCAAUUAUUAGAAUCACAACAAAACAUUGGCGUUACUUUGUCCAACACAUCUAAACUUCUAGAUUUCUCAGCUUUCACCUCGUACGUAGCUAGCUAUCGCCUCGCAAAAUGUCCAUCCAAAAGGUCUAGUGUACGACAGCCGGCCAGAACCUCAUCGCCGCCAUUUCGUCGAUGGGCGAGAUCAUGCCCAAGCCCCAGACGUGACCUUGUUCUGCGCUGUCAGGUCACCCACCCCCCACACACAUUGCACUCCCAAAUCGUCAACCCAUUCCCUCCCCCUGUCAAAAUCCAUCUCAUCCAGACCCAAAAAUAUGUCAAGGCAAAUGAAGAGCGAAGAAAGGAAGCGAACAAUCCCCAUCUUCAGCCUCCUCGACACCGCCAUUCACCGAUCAAACACUUCACGCAGGGCACGCAGAGUCGUUGGAACGCGAACAGGAACACUCUAUUAUGCGUUCGCCACUUCUCACUGACGACGUAGCCACGGUCGAUGCUUCUCAAGCACUCGGUUCACUGUACUGCAAGUAUUUGUGCUCCAUCUGGAACGUCACCGGAAACAUGGAAACUCUCCUCUUAAUCCCAGCUCAACCCGAGUAUCAGGCUCAACCGGGGGGCACCCGUAACGCAACGACGACAACAACUCUAAAAAAAAGCCAUUGCCAAAAGUGA
Molecule: messenger RNA, 713 nt
Organism: Periconia digitata
Lineage: Eukaryota; Fungi; Ascomycota; Dothideomycetes; Pleosporales; Periconiaceae
Source: the annotation of a GenBank genome assembly